Poecilia reticulata (guppy) is the source of this 5147-nucleotide messenger RNA. Lineage: Eukaryota; Metazoa; Chordata; Actinopteri; Cyprinodontiformes; Poeciliidae. The record is from RefSeq and is a predicted model, not a curated record.
GGUGGAUGCUGAAUGACUCCUUCAUCCUGCCCAUGCCGGGCUCACGUUUCUCCCUCAUGGGUGGGAACUUACACAUCACCAAUCUGAAUAAAGACGAAGAUGUGGGCAUCUAUCAGUGCUUCGCAUCAAACUCGUUUGGCACAAUCAUCAGCAGAGAGGCCAGUCUUCAUGUUGCUUACUUGGAGAAUUUCAAGACCCAGAGAAGAAAUCCAGUGAGGGUUCGUGAAGGUCAAGGAGUGGUCUUACUGUGUGGCCCACCCCCUCACUCAGGAGAACUCACCUUCACAUGGAUCUUCAACGAGUACCCGUCUUUUGUCGUCCAGGACACGCGUCGAUUUGUCUCCCAGAAGACGGGAAACCUCUACAUCGCUAAAGUGGAGCCCUCUGAUGUGGGCAACUACACGUGUGUGGUCACCAACAUGGUCACCAAAAGCAGCGUUCAGGGACCACCGUCACCUUUGGUCCUCCGGCUUGACGGUGUGAUGGGUGAAUACGAACCAAAAAUUGAAGUGCAGUUCCCUGAAGUCGUCCCUGUCGCUAAGAGCUCAACCGUCAAACUUGAAUGUUUUGCACUUGGAAACCCGGUGCCAACCAUAAGCUGGAAAAGGGUUGACGGGGCCCCUUUUGGCAGGAAGGUGGACUUGAAUAAAGCCAGCGGAGUCUUAGAGAUCCCUUAUUUCCAACAGGAGGAUGCAGGCAUGUACGAAUGCAUGGCAGAAAACAGCAGAGGAAGAAACUCGGUUAAAGGAAAGCUGUCUUUCUAUGCUCCACCACAGCUGACGGAGAAGCCUCAGGAUGUUCAGAAGACCAUCGACGACACUCUAGUGUGGGAAUGCAAAGCCAACGCUAAGCCAAAACCCUCGUACCGCUGGCUGAAGAACGGAGAGCCCCUGGAUUACAUGGAGCAGGACAGAGUUCAGGUGAAUAACGGGGUGCUGACAAUCAACAACUUGAAUCUGGCUGACAUUGGGAUGUACCAGUGUGUGGCAGAGAACAAGCAUGGCCGCAUCUUCACCAAUGCUGAGCUCAGAGUCAUUGCUAUUGCUCCCGACUUCUCCCAAAACCUGUUGAAGACACAAACGUUGGCCCGACAGGGCGGCGAUGUCCUGAUCGAAUGCAAGCCCAGGAUGUCUCCUCGCGGCGUGAUUUCAUGGAGGAAGGGGAACGAAGCCCUGCGUGAGAGCCACAGAAUCAUGGUUCUGGAUAAUGGAAGCCUGAGGCUAUCCAAUGUCACUAAAAUGGAUGCUGGGAUCUAUACGUGUGUAGCCAGAAACCAGUUUGGAGUAGCGAGCAGCUCUGGAAGCCUUUUCGUUAAAGAGGCAACCACGAUCACGAGUCCAGCAGGGCACCUGGAUGUGACCGUUGGAGAGAGCAUCGUGCUGCCCUGCCAGGUUUCGCACGAUCCAACUCUAGAUCUGAAGUUCACCUGGUUCUUCAAUGAGCAGGUCAUCCACUUUGGAAGUCAAGGGGCCUAUUUUGAAAAAGUUGGUGGGCGUUCAGCAGGUGACAUCAUGAUCCGGAACAUCCAACUGAGUCAUGCUGGGAAAUACACCUGUGCGGUUCAGACCAAGGUGGACAGCGUGUCCAUCGCUACAGAUGUGGUUGUCAGAGGUCCUCCAGGCCCUCCUCUGGAUUGCCAGGUCACUGAGAUGACUGAGACUACUGCCUCUCUUUCCUGGAGGCCAGGGCUGGACAACCACAGCCCCCUCCUCAGCUACACCAUCCAGGCUAGAACACCCUUCUCUCUUGGAUGGCAAACCGUCGCCACCGUCCUGGAACUGUUAAAGGGGAAGCAACUUUCAGCCACGGUUACUGACUUGAGUCCCUGGGUGGAUUAUGAGUUCAGAGUUUUGGCAACCAACAGUGUUGGAACAGGAGAGCCCAGCAAACCCUCGAAGAAGACCCGCACCAAAGAAAUGCUUCCCAGAGUGACUCCAGCGAGGGUGAGUGGAGGUGGUGGAGGACGAUCAGAGCUCGUCAUCACAUGGGAACCGGUUCCCGAGGAGAUGCAGGGCGGUCCGGGCUUUGGCUACGUGGUGGCAUUCCGCCCACUUGGAGCUCAGGGCUGGAUGCAGGCUGCUGUUACGUCCCCCGAUGCUUCAAGAUACGUAUUUAAGAACGAGACCAUCCCUCCAUUCUCCCCUUACCAAGUCAAAGUCGGCGUUUACAACAACAAGGGCGAAGGACCUUUCAGCCCGGUUACUACCAUCUACUCAGCAGAAGAAGAACCCGGCAGAGCUCCAGUGAGGCUGAGGGUGAGGAGUGUUUCAGCAUCUGAAGUGGAGGUCACCUGGAAACCGCUGGCAUGGAGCAACAGCCGCAGACGUAUCCUCGGCUACGAGCUGCUUUACUGGGGAGAGAAGGAAAAGCCGGAUGCAGCCAGUGUGGUCAGAACGGAGGGGAAUAAAACAUCAGUACUCAUCAGGGAUCUGGAGGGCAGCAGUACCUAUUACAUGUCCCUGCGGGCCUAUAACAGUGCCGGAGUGGGUCCACAGAGCAGCAUAGUCAAUGUCACGACCAAGAAACCACCUCCCAGUCAAGCACCAGUUAAAAUCAUGUGGAACACGUCCAACUCCAAAGUCAUUCUGCGGUGGGACCAGGUACACGCCUUGGAGAACGAGUCCGAAGUCACGGGAUACAAGGUGAUGUACAGCCAGGACAAACACAGCCGCCCUAGCGUGGUGGAGACCAACAACACCUCCUUGGAGUUGUCACUUCCAACCAACCAAGACUAUGUCAUCCAAAUUAAACCUUUCAGCGAGGGAGGGGAGGGCAUCAGCAGUCGCCAGAUUACCAUCCCCAAAGUGGAAGGUUCCAUAGCGACGGGAGCAGCUCCGGAGUCCUUGGGAUUUUCAGCGGUGAGCCUUGGAGCUGUAGUUCUCACAGGCAGAAUGCUGCUAUGACAAACAUCCAGAUAUUGCAGCUUCUUAUUCAGAGUGGAAGGACAGCAGGUCUUCUUUGUGAGGGAAGAUCCUUUUCUUCACUUUUCUAAAGUGGUUGCUGAAAGGAAGUGCCGCUUUCAGAAUUUGCUUUUAUGAAACCGAAAGGGACGCCUUGACUCGACUGACUCCAGCCUUUUUCUGAAGAUGAGUUUUUCUCAUCUACUUUCUAACUAGUGGAUAUUCUUGUAUGUUUUUCACCUUGGAGGAUAAAUUAGGACAUGUACAUGCUCUCCCAAAGGAAUUGUGCGGGUUAUUUUCUAAAAGGAGUUAUUUAGUGUGUGUACCACUGAGCUUUUCCUUCAGAAAACGGAACUGAGAGUGGAGGCGACCUACAUCGCUUACUUGCUUAUCUAAAGUGGAGACUUUAUUGGAGGUAAGAAGCGUUUCUCUGAGAGGAAAUGAUCAUCCCAUCAAAUGGAAUUAAAAAAAAAAAGGGGGAUUAAGCUUCACUGCUUUAAGACAAAACAGAAUUUGGGACCUUUCUGUUCUUUCCUGCUUCGAUUCCUAACAUUACAAGUGGCCAUAAAACUGACUGGAACCAAAGUGGCUGCCACAGUGCAGCUAUACCUGUUGCAUCGUGGGAAACGGCAGCCUGUACUCACAUUGCUUAAUUUCUGUCAAGCAGCUGGCUUGUGUAAAUGAUAAAUGUCCCAUCUUGCUCCGUCAUCAGUGCAUAACCAAGACACACAUGUAUGAAAUCCUCAGGUCCCAAAUGAGCCUUAAGUCUUAUGAUUACCAUCCGACUUAUCAUUCAGGACUACGUUUGUUUUUGUUUGUCCACCUUGUAUCUUAGCUCUCGCUGAAUCAUAUCUUUGAAUGUUUCGAACUUGGGGGGGGGGGGGGGGGGAGAAAACUAAAUGCUUUUUGUCGUCUUUCUGUCCUGAUGAGCAUUGUUAUACAAUAGGUGGUCCUGUUUUCUGACUUUUCUAGUUUAGUUUAUAUCAAAACCAGCUCAGUGUUUCACUGUCGGUUGGCCAAUGUGUGUGUGUGUCUUGCACACACACACAAGUGGUUUGAAAGGAUCAGUCUGCUUUGAAUAAAGAUCAUGUCAUUUUCCUCAUUUCUGUCCCUGUUGUAACGUUGGGCCAAAUGUUCUUUAAAUUAAAGUGUUGCCUUUCAUUUCGCUCAUGCGGUUAAGAUUUCGACACCCUUUCACAUCACUUCUACAUCUCUACCUUUUGCCUUCUGAAAUAUUACACUAACAUAAAAAUGCCCUUUGUUGACCUAAAAGUUACUCCAUUUAGCUCUCAUGCAGUUUUUCAAGAAAGUAGUGCUUAUAUAAAGUGGAUGGAAAACGAUGGAUGGCUUUCAAAAUUUUUUUAUUCCCCUUUAUUUUAAUACCCUGGAAUCAAAUACAGUACAAGUAAUUGCCUUCAGACGCCACUGAAUUAGUAGUAAUGCAUCACAGUUGUACUAAAAACUCAAACAUGCAAAUCCAUCUAUGAUCAAUGUUGCAUGUAGCGCUUGCAACUCUAAACUGAACAAAUUAAAAGUGGUGUUUGCUUAUAGAAAGGCUAAAAGUAUGUUCAUAAGAGGCAUGAUAAUGUUCAUAGGCACUGACAUGCUGUUGAAACUAUAACUGGAAUGGUGUCACCUUAGGUGUGACAUCAAAUCCAACCCCGAUUUCCGGGGGAACUGGAAUGCAGCAUAAGAGUGCAACUACAAGCAAAUUGAUAACCCUUUAAAAUUAAGAAAUUUAGAUUCACUUUCUUGCAUUGCAAUUGCAAAUUUAAGCAUAAAGAAAAGAGCUGCUACACACAUAAUACACAGGACUCAUCUUCAGCUUUCCUUCGGUCUUUAUUUUGUUUUUUGGAUGAAGCACAAUGUACAGCAAAGACACAGCACCAAGCAAUGGAGAGCAGCAGAGCAGAGGAGAUGGAGCGGAGACACAGUUAAUUGGACACGGCUUUCCCACGCUGCAUCUUCCUGGAUAUCAAACUUCCACAAAUGUGCCGUCUUUUCAGCCCAUCCUGGAUCAGUCUGUCCCAACAGGCUUCUCCGAACAGGAUUUGGAUUACUCAGAAUGUUAAUGUUAACGGUGAGAAGUGUUUCAGCUGGGUUUGCUUAGUGUUGAUGCAAAGCUCGAUACUUUUAGGUAACCGGUGCCCCCUAGUGCACAUCCUGCCCAUAGUCAGUCACUAACGUACUUCACGUCUUCUACAAUCCACCAAACGGCACCAAAAGAACGGCACGAGGGAUAAAAAA